AUGGGGAGCUACACCUUCAAAUGGCCAUACGAUGCAAACGAGGUGUUUGUGACGGGCACGUUUGACGACUGGGGCAAGACCGUGAGACUGGACCGGAUCGGCGACGGGUUUGAGAAGGAAGUCUCGCUGCCUCCGACGGACGAGAAGGUGCUCUACAAGUUCGUUGUGGACGGCAUCUGGACCACCGACAACCAAGUCUCAGAGGAAGACGACGGCAGUAAUAACAUAAACAACGUUCUCUAUCCUGAUCAGAUUCAAACUGAACCUUCCAUCGAUCUCCAGAACGGCGUCGCAGCUAUGUCCGGCGUCACCCCCGACUCCACCACCGCUGCACUGGCAGCCGGUAUUCCCAAAGAGUCCAGCAGCAAGCAGAACGGAUACUAUCCCACCAUCUCGUCGGCUGCCCCGGGAUCAACCACGGCUGGACUUGGCCAGGAUGUGCCUCUGGAGCAGAGGGCUAAUGUCCCGGGAUCAUAUCCAGCGACUCCCGCCACCGAGGCUCAGAAGUUCUCCGUGAACCCAAUUCCGGCCUCCAGCGGUAUCGGCAACCCGAUCAAGCUCAACCCGGGCGAAAAGGUGCCUGACCCCAACACUUUCAACCCCAACACGCUCUCCUCGACUGUACGGACCGACAAGGCCGGUUAUGACCAGGGUGCCAGUGCUUCUGCCUUGGCAGGAAGCUCGACCCAGGGAGACGACGCUUUUUCGGUCCCUCCCGUGUCCAAGAACAUGAUCCCCGAGUCCAGUCUCCCAAUGGGUGAAGGCGCGGGGGCUACGGAUCCUACUAGCUACACAAUUCAGUCGGCAGCCCCCACGUCCACGACUGCUGGGCUUGCGGCGGCAGUUCCCCUGGAAUCUCAGAAACAGACAACCAGCGCACUUCCUGCUCGAGAUGUCCCGGAUGUGGUGAAGCAGUCCAUCUCCGAAGCCCACAAGGACCCGGAGGCGGCUGCCAAUGAAGAGGUCGUCGAGGAGAAGAAGGAGAUGGAAUCGGAGCUGCAGCACAAGGUUCAUCUAGACAACUCCGCCGGCACGCCGGCGCCCGCUCUGACUGCUGCCACUACGGACACUGCCCCGCGGGCGACGGGUGCGGAACCUGCGUCGGCUCCGAUCUCCCCUCGGGCCACUCCCGCUGACAAGCCAACGGUGACCACCGGGGUUGGUGCAGCUCAGGUGCCUGAAGUGUCUGGUCCCGGGGAGACGGAGCCCAGCGCGGCGAAGUCUGUUGACUCGGGAGUUGGGAGCGGUACCACCGAUGACAAGACCGUCCCGCCUGUCGGCGCCACCGAUGCCAGCGCGGCGAAGACUGCGGAGCCCAAGCAGGCCAGCGGACCGACUGCAGGUGCAGGUGCAGGUGCAGGUGCUGCGGGAGCUGCGUCGAAGCCGGCUGCGAGCAACAAUGGGGCAGCGAACGGCAAAGAGCAGAAAAAGAAGAAGAAGGGGUUCUUUGCGCGACUGAAGGAGAAGUUGAAAUAG
Aspergillus heteromorphus CBS 117.55 is the source of this 1476-nucleotide messenger RNA. RefSeq names its product carbohydrate-binding module family 48 protein. NCBI's taxonomy places the organism in Eukaryota, Fungi, Ascomycota, Eurotiomycetes, Eurotiales, Aspergillaceae. Gene Ontology annotation, biological process: signal transduction. The coding region runs from base 1 to 1476 and encodes 491 amino acids. Gene Ontology annotation, molecular function: protein kinase binding. The transcript is spliced from 3 exons. Gene Ontology annotation, cellular component: nucleotide-activated protein kinase complex; cytoplasm; nucleus. The record is from RefSeq and is a predicted model, not a curated record.